Drosophila rhopaloa is the source of this 541-nucleotide messenger RNA. RefSeq names its product probable multidrug resistance-associated protein lethal(2)03659. The transcript is spliced from 2 exons. Lineage: Eukaryota; Metazoa; Arthropoda; Insecta; Diptera; Drosophilidae. Gene Ontology annotation, cellular component: membrane. The coding region runs from base 71 to 535 and encodes 154 amino acids. Gene Ontology annotation, molecular function: ATP hydrolysis activity; ATPase-coupled transmembrane transporter activity; ATP binding. Gene Ontology annotation, biological process: transmembrane transport. The record is from RefSeq and is a predicted model, not a curated record.
CGGUGCUCAAGUCUCUUAGGUUCGUCAUCAAGCCAAGUCCUCCCUGAUUAACGCCCUCUUCCGACUGUCGAUGAAGGAUGUGGUGGCCAAUCUGGCCACUGGCCUAGAGACCAAGGUCACCAAGGGAGGAACUAACUUCAGCGUGGGCCAGCGCCAGUUGGUCUGCUUGGCUCGGGCCAUUCUGCGCGAGAAUAGAAUCCUUGUGAUGGACGAGGCCACGGCCACGGUCUGGGAUCCCCAGACGGACAGCCUCAUCCAGGCAACCAUUCGGAACAAGUUCAAGGAGUGCACUGUCCUGACGAUUGCCCAUCGACUGCACUCCAUCAUGGAUUCCGACAAGGUACUGGUUAUGGACGCUGGACGCGCUGUGGAGUUUGGGUCGCCCUAUGAGCUCCUGACCGUGGCGGAUUCCAAGGUGUUCCACGGCAUGGUCAUGCUACCUACGAGGGUUUUGAGGCCUUCGAAAGCGGCCAAAACCGGAAUCUUUCUUUAUGAUUUGCAUCUAUGGAAAUAUUUUUUCGUUGAUUUCUGUUGACAUUGA